Molecule: messenger RNA, 1440 nt
Organism: Medioppia subpectinata
Lineage: Eukaryota; Metazoa; Arthropoda; Arachnida; Sarcoptiformes; Oppiidae
Source: the annotation of a GenBank genome assembly
AUGGCGCAAAGAAAUCAUCAAAUGAUAGCCAUAAUACAGGAAUACCUGCCUCAGACACCACUACCCCAUCCUUCGCGUGCAGUCAUGCUUAAGAAGGUGAAGGCAUUGGGACCACAACCCCCUCAAGAGAUUCCGCUGAUGUUUAUUCCCAAGUGUUUACUGUUUGGCAAAUGUGUCACAAAUGUCGGGUCCAUUGACUUCGACGAAAAUGGCAUUCACUUCAAUGCUGUGCAAAACGCUUACGACAGCAAAAUCAUCCCAAAUAUAUUUCUGUCGUAUAACGAGAUGCAGUGUCUGUACGCGUGUGUCAAUCCCUCACUGCCUAUGCUUUGCAUUAAACCCAACAGAAAUGAUGCUUUCGUUGUGGACGGGAAGUGGUGUUUAAUCACAGACUUAAUCCAUAACUGGAAUUUUAAAGUCAAUUCAAAAGAUCCGAACAAACAUCAAACUAAUUGCGCGAUUAAUUCAAUGCCGGGCUUUGAUUGCAAUCGUUUCCCCGAUCUGUCAGUCGUUGAGUCCCUGUCUUUGGCCCACAGUUUAAAGUGUGGUAUUUGUCUACAAGUGUUGGACAAAGCGGUGGACACCAGAUGUGGACAUACCUUCUGUCACGAGUGUCUCAAUCAAUGGCUCUCAAGACCGCAGACCACCAAAGAGUGUCCCGAAUGUCGACAAUCGUUGGCCACAAGAAAGCGUUCCAGAAGUCAGUCGACGGAUGGAAAUGAGGUCAUAAUCGGAGGCAAUGUUUUGGUGAACAAAAAUCGACGCAUAAAUGAAAUGAUAGAGAAAUUGAAGAUCAGAUGUGAUUACGAGUGGAACGGAUGUCCAGAAGUGUGUCCAUUGGAGUCGUUGUCCACUCAUCUCAAGACAUGUCAACACAAAUUGUGUCAAACAUGUGGUCUAUGUGUGGGUCUCGUAAGGGAUGACCACAACUGUAUCGAAGGCUUGAAGAGAGACCGAAAUGAAUGGACACAAAGAGCCAAAGAAUUGGAGAUAAGAUUAAAGGAAUCCAAUGAAAAGACAUUGAAUUUGGAGAAGAAAUAUAAUUCACAACAAAAUGAAUGGCAAAUGAAAUGCAAUGAAUGGAUAGAAAAAGUGAAACAAUUUGAGACAAAAACUAAAGAAAUGAACCAAAAAGUCAAAGAAUUGGAGACAAAACUACAGGAAUCUGAAGAAAAAGCACUGAAUUUGGAGUCGAAAUGCAAACAAAUGGAUGGUUUGCACAAAGACUUGAUUCACAAAUACCAUGAUUUGGAGAUAUCAGUGAACACAUCAACAGUUGUAGCAAAACAAGUGAUUCCUUUGGCUAUUCGAGCCAAAGAAGUAUUGAGUGAAACAUUUGUUUCGCAAUUGUGUGAUAAAUGUGUGGAUAAUAACAAUUUCGAAUUCAAGACAAUUGGUCCCAAUUGCGGAGAACUGAUGAUAAGACAGGCCAUCAAUUGA